AUGGAUAUUCCAACUGUAAAUCAUCAUGUUGGUUCAACUGAACGAGUAUUUGUUGCUCAUGUUAAUGAUUUAAAUGAUUUUUAUUUACAUUCAGAAUUAGUUCGUGAUUCACUUGUUAAACUUGGUCAAGAACUUUAUGCUGAAUAUUCUGAAUCAUUAACAAAAAAAUCUUUAGGAAUAAAUGAAACACUUAACAUAGAUGAUUAUUGUGCAUGUCCAUCUGAAAGUGAAGAUUGGUAUCGUGGUUUAAUACGUCAAAUAGAUUCAAAUGGUAAUGCAAUUGUAUUUAAAAUUGAUUAUGGUGAUGUGCAAUAUGUACCAAUACAAUUUUUACGGCCGUUACAUAAACGUUUUAUUCAAUUACAUCGUUUAGCAUUUCAUUGUUCAUUAGUUAAUUUAAUAAAACCAUUAGAUGGUUGGUCAGUAAAACUUGUCGAUGAAUUUCGUUCACGAUUAACAACAACAUUUCUUUAUGCAAAAUUUAUUAAUUAUAAUGAAAUAAGAGAUAUAUCAGAAGUUGAAAUAACAGAAAAAUCAUCAAAAACAUCAUUAAAUAAUGAUUUUCAACCAUAUCAAAUGCAACGAUUAGUAUUACCUAUAAAUGAUAAAUUUCUAUAUGAACAUAUUCCAUUGGAAAAAAUAGAAAGUAUUCAAGCGAAUCAAAUUCGUAUGCUUUAUUAUAUAUGUCCAAGUCGUUUUUAUAUUUAUCUUCGAGAAAAUAUUAAUUCUUAUACAAAUUUUCAGAAUGAUUUACACAAAGCUGUACAAAAUCUUCGAUCAAUAUCAACACCAGUAAAAUAUCAAGUAAUUGCUGCACAAGAUAAUUAUGCUAUAUGGCAUCGAGCUGUUAUAUUUGAUUUUAAAUCUGAUUUAACAAAAAUUUGUGUUUAUUUUAUUGAUAUUGGUCAAAGAGAAUAUAUUUCAAGAAAUAAUAUUCGUCCAUUACCAGAAGAAUUUCAUCAUAAACCAGCAUUGGCUAUUCCAUGUCGUUUAUAUAAUGUUUAUCCAAUUAAUGGUAAUGAUCAAACAAUGUGGGAAUCAAAUGAUCCAGUACAUGAUGAAUUUAAUAGACUUAUGGUUAAUAAUGUUAAUUGUAAAGUACAUACAAAACAAGAUCAAAGUAUUUAUGAUGUUGAAAUUGAUAUACCGAAAAUAGGAGAUCUCGGUACAUUUCUUUUUGACAAACAUUUGGUUUCUCGUACAACAAUGAAUAAUAAUUCGCGGCCGAACUUUACUUCAGGUCAACUACCAUUUCAACAUCCAUUUGUACGAGCACAAUUUUCUGCAUUAGGACAAAGUUCUGCAAGACAACAACAGAGACCUACACAACAAAAUGAAUUUUAUAGUAAUCCAAAUAAUAUGGUACAACAACCACAGAAUCGUAUGUUAAAUACUGGAUUACAAAACACUAACAUUCAACAACCUUCUAAUACAUUGACAGUUGCUGGUUCAUCAUCGAUUGCUUCUACUAUAACACCUCAAGACGGAAAUUAUACAAUAAUACAAGUUCAUAGUGCAGCUGAAUUUUAUGGUGUUUCUCAAUUACGUGAACGUGAAUUAGAAAUACUAACUAAACAUUUAGAAGAUUUUUAUAAUAAUUCUGUUAAUGAUCAAUCAUUAAUUGUAAAUGUUCUUGCAGAAGGUGCACCAUGUGCUGUACAACAAGGUGAUAAAUAUUAUCGUGCUAUAAUAAAACGUCGUGAAAAUGAAUCACGAGUAUCAGUUAAACUUAUUGAUCGUGGUGAUGAAGUUAUUGUUGAUAUAUCAGAAUUAUUACAAAUUGAAAAACAUAUUUCUUCAAUAGCAGUAUUUGCUCAACCAUUUCGUUUACGUGGUUAUGAUGAAUCACAAAAUUCAGCUACUCUAACUCGUACUUUGAAGAAAUUAAUAUUUAAUCAACGUGUUCAUAUCACUCAAAUUGGUUCCAUGCUUAACGGAUUUUAUCCUGUUGAAGUUAUUUUAGUUGAUAAUCAAUCCGUUAAUAAAAUACUUUUUUCUAAUGAUAAAAAUCUAUUAACUCCAACAUCAAUUUCAAAUAAUCGACCUGGUUUUAAUCAACCACAUCAUACUCAUAUUGAAUCACAAGUAUUUAGUAAUUCAAAUAAACAUCAUAAUACAAUUGGUGGAGAUUUAAGUGGACGUUUACCUAUGACUCAUAGAACAAAUGAGAUUUUACCAACACCACCAAAUAUUUUAGCAGGCGCUUCACGUACACAACCUGGUCGAUUUGGAACAGGAAAUCCAGUAACUUCGACUAUGCCUUUAACAAAUGGACAAAUACCACGUUUUGGAAAUAUAACUAAUCGUAAUAGUCAACAAUAUUCACAAACAAUUGAUUCAACAGCAUCGAAUUCUACCUGGAAUAAAGAACAAAAUAAUAUAUCAAGUUUUAAUGUUACAAAUCAACAACCAUUUGCACGACAACAAUCAAGUUCAUCUCAAUUUGGUUUUAAUCAAAGAACUGAUGAUGAUAAAAUAUCGAUGGCAAAUAAUCAAAAUCGUUUAUCAUCAACAAAUUUUGAUAAUCAACAAGUAUCAUUUGAACAAAAACGUUCAUUUGCCAGUAGAUUUUCUCAUGAUGAUCGCAAUGAAAAACAAAUGAGCGGAAAUUAUUUUCAAAAAAAUGAUAAUGCAACAAAUGAAAGUGGUCUCCGACGAGGUGCUAUGACUCGUGGUAGUGGCGGAUUUUCUGAUCGAGGAGCUCGUGAUGGUUUGCAUGAUCGACAUAUGGAUCGAAGUAACGAUGGCCAUAAUAAUAACUAUAAUGCAUCCUCUUCAGGCGGAUUUUCUCAACGUGGUGGAAAUUUUACUGAUAGAGGUGGUCGUAGUGGAAAUUUUCACGAUCGAAAUAAUUUUAAUCGAAAUCAAAUCAAUGAUCAUAAUGAAAAUAAUAUGCAACGAUCACAAAACUUCAAUAAUAAUACUCGAGGUGGAUUUCAAAAUCGUCGAGGUCAAGGAGAUGAUCGAAAUCAUGGAGGUUUCGAACGACGAGGCCAUCGUGGUAGUCAACGCGGAAGUGGCUUUAGUAAUAGUCGUGGUGGUCGUAAUAGUUUUCGAGAUGAUGAAACGAUUGGAUUGCAAUUAAGUUCAGAUUAUAAUAAUUCAAUAAAGACAUCCAAUAGUUUAUCAAAUACACGAACAACAAACGUUAAUUUUGAAGCUGGUGAUCAUUUUAUUGAAAAUGAAAUACCAAAAGAAAUAUUUAAAUAUGUUAUUAGUCAUAUUGAAACAGCAAAUGAUUUUUUUAUACAAAUAUUAUCUAAAGGUGAUGAGUUAUCAAAAUUAAGUGAGAUUUUACAAAAUCAAUAUGAACAAGCACCCGCAACAAAUUUAAGUACAUUGAAAAUUGGUCAAGCAUGUUUAGCUAAAAGUUCUGAUGAUUGUUGGUAUCGAGCUAUUGUUAUUUUAACUGGUUUAAAUAAAUUAAAAGUUCGUUUUAUUGAUUUUGGUGAUACAACUGAAGUGAAUUCAAAAACUAUUCGGCAAUUAGAAAAAAAACAUUGUUUAGCAGCUCCCUAUGCUUACGAAUGUAAAUUUGCAAAUGUUCAAACUUUUGAUAAUGUAAAUAACGAAAAUAUAAUAAAGAAAUGUGCUGGUAAGGAAUUUGAAGGAAAAAUAAAUACGAAAACUUCGGAUAAUAAAUUUAUUCUUGAAUCCAAUGAUUUUCUUCAAAUUUUACUUGAAACAAAUGCAAUCAAAUUAAAACCUAAAAUAACAUCAAAACGUAUUCAUUGUUUUAUUGCUCAUGUUGAACCUGAUCAACAUGAAUUUUUCAUUCAAGAUGAUAAGGAAACAGCAGACAAAGUAGCCGAACUUGUUACUAAUGAAGAACCAAAUGCUUCAACAUUAACAAUUGAUGAAGUUAAACAAUUAUUACCAAAUACAAUGGUUAUUGCUAUGUAUGAAAAUGAACCAUAUCGUGCUAUUAUACAAUCUAAUGAUGACAAAGAUGAUGAUAAUAUUAAUGUUUGUUAUGUUGAUUAUGGUAAUACAAAUUUAUGUUCAAAAACAUCAUUAAAAAAUUGUAGUGAACAAUUAAGUUCAUAUCCAUAUCAAAGUAAACGAUGUCAAUUAUAUGGUAUUAAAUCGAAUGAAAUUGAUAAUGCAUUUCAACACCUUGCAGAUAAUUCUGAUUCAGAAAAUAUUGAAAUUUCAAUAAUUAAUAAAAAAAAUUCUUUAUUUAAUGUUCUUCUUUAUAUUGAUGAUAAAUGUGUUAAUGAAAAAUUUGGAUAUGAUCCAGAUUUAAUUGAAUAUAAUGAUGGUAACGUUGAAAUUGAUGAUCAACCGAGUACACCAAUAGCAACAACGAUAAUUAAAGAAGAAGAAGAAGAAGAAGAAGAAAAAGAAAAAGAACAACCUAUAUCUGUAGAUGAAAAACAAACUAAUGAUGAUGUUUUACCACAAAAUGAAAGUUCAUCAGAUACACCAGCAUUUACACAACCUGAGAACAAUGAAUUGAUUACAGAAGAAACUUUACCAAAAUAUCGUUCAGGUUUUUUAACACAUAUAGAACAAAAUAAACCAUAUGUAUAUAUUCAAUUAAUACCUGAAUCUGAAUCAAUAAUUGAACAAAUCAAUCAAUUAAUUGAGAAAACAAUAGAAGCAAAAAAACAUAAUUCAUCAUAUGAAAUAGGUGAUCAUGUUAUAGCACAAUUUACUCAAGAUGAUACUUAUUAUCGUGCUAGAAUUGAAUCAUACUCAUCAGAAACAAAUUCGUAUACAGUUUAUUUUCUUGAUUAUGGUAAUCUUGAUGAAAAUGUACAAUUGAAUCAUCUUUAUUCAUAUUCCGAAGAAUUAAAAAAUAUUGAACCACAAGCACUUGGAUAUCUAUUAAAUAAUGUUAAUCUUGAAUUAUGGACUAAUACAUUACAUUCAUUAAUGGAAAAUAAAUUAAAUGAUACUAUUGAAUUUUCUAUUAUAAAUAAAGAUAAUUUUGUUAUUCAUAUUAAACUUGAUGAUGAUAAUAAUAAUAAUAAUAAUAAUAAAGAACAAAAUAAACUUUUAUCAGCUAAUAUAUCAGCUAUUGAUGAGAAUUUUUUUUACAUACAUAUAUUACCUGAUGAUAAUUUAAAUGUAUGUGAAAUUGAAGAAUAUUUACUAGCAUAUUAUAAACAAAAUAAAGAUCAAUGGACAAUAAAUGAUUUAUGUAUUGUUUCAAAUGAUGAAAAUAAAUUUUAUCGUGGUCAAAUUCUUGAUAUCAAUGAUAAUAAAUAUAAUGUUAGAUGUAUUGAUUAUGGAAAUAUUUUACAAAAUAUAACACAUGAUCAUUUAUUUAUAUUAUCAAACGAUGAUAUUUUAAAACAAUCAUCAUUAGCACAUAAAUGUCAAUUGUAUGGUAUUGAUGAUAUUAAUCAAAGAAAAGCUAUUGAUGAUAUUAUUCAAUAUAUACCAAUAACAGAAUGUCUUACAAUUCAUAUUGAAAAUAAUGAUGAAAAUAAUCAAUGUUUAUUUGUUACACUUAUAAGAGAAGAUAAGGAUAAUAUUAAUGCUCGAUAUUUGUCAAAUGAUAACAUUGAAGAUGAAAACAAGCUAGAAAUUUAUUUAUCAUAUUUACACGAUCAUAUGAUAUUAUAG
Messenger RNA from Rotaria sp. Silwood2, 5574 nucleotides. The record is from the annotation of a GenBank genome assembly. Lineage: Eukaryota; Metazoa; Rotifera; Eurotatoria; Philodinida; Philodinidae.